This is a messenger RNA of Miscanthus lutarioriparius, 2583 nucleotides long. The record is from the annotation of a GenBank genome assembly. NCBI's taxonomy places the organism in Eukaryota, Viridiplantae, Streptophyta, Magnoliopsida, Poales, Poaceae.
AUGGCAAGUUCAGCGCUGAAUAAACUCGCCACCGGACCGCCCGACGCAAGAAGAGAGGAGAUCAUCCGCCUCUGCUCCACUGGCCGCGUCAAGGAGACAAGGAGGCCCUCCACCGCCGCUUCCGCCAGUGCCUGUGGUCGGAGCCUGGCCUCUUCUCCCACAUCUUCCGGGUGUGCCGCGCUCUCCCGCUCCUCCGCCAGCUCCACGCCUUCGCCGCCACGUCCGGCGCCGCCGCCGACCGGUUCACGGCGAACCACCUCCUCCUCGCCUACGCCGACCUGGGCGACUUCCCCGCCGCGCGCGGUCUGUUCGACAGAAUCCCUAAGCGGAACGUCAUGUCCUGGAACAUCCUCAUCGGGGGGAUACGUCAAGAGCGGUGACCUGGAGACCGCGCGGAAGCUGUUCGACGAAAUGCCCGCGAGGAACGUGGCGACGUGGAAUGCCAUGGUCGCUGGGCUCACCAACUCGGGACUCAACGAGGAGAGCCUGCGCUUCUUCCUUGCCAUGCGGAGGGAGGGGAUGCAGCCUGAUGAGUUUGGCCUCGGGAGCUUGUUCUGGUGCUGUGCCGGCUCAGGGACGUUGUGUCUGGGCGACAGGUCCACGCGGGAGGCUGCUCUCCGAGCAUUGCCUCUGCUUAACAUUGUGUCGUGCAAUACCAUAAUCGCUGGAAGAACAACACAGAAUGGAGACUCGGAAGGGGCACUCGAGUAUUUCUGCAUGAUGAGAGGUGCUGGUGUGGAAGCAAACGCAGUCACAUUCGUCAGCGCCGUUAGUUCUUGCUCAGACUUGGCAGCUCUUGCACAAGGUCAGCAGGUUCAUGCACAGGCUAUCAAAGCUGGAGUUGACAAGGUUGUGCCAGUCAUGACUUCUCUUGUGCAUAUGUAUUCUCGAUGCGGGUGCUUAUGUGAUUCAGAAAGGGUUUGCCUUGGGUAUAGUGGUACAGAUCUUGUCCUUUGCAGUGCGAUGAUCUCAGCUUAUGGAUUCCAUGGGCAUGGACAAAAGGCAGUUGGUCUGUUCAAACAGAUGAUAGCUGGAGGGGCAGAACCCAAUGAGGUUACUUUCUUGACCUUGCUAUAUGCAUGCAGCCAUAGUGGUCUUAAAGAUGAAGGCAUGAGUUGUUUUGAGCUUAUGACUAAUACUUGUGGACUAAAGCCAAGUGUUAAACACUACACUUGUAUUGUGGAUCUUCUUGGACGUUCAGGUUGUCUAAAUGAGGCGGAGGACCUUAUCCUGUCAAUGCCUGUGCAACCUGAUGGGGUCAUAUGGAAGACACUACUGUCUGCAUGUAAGAUCCAGAAAAAUUUCAACAUGGCCGAGAGGAUAGCAGAACGUGUUAUUGAAUUGGACCCUCAUGAUUCUGCAUCUUAUGUUCUUCUAUCAAAUAUUCGAGCUACCAGCAGCAGAUGGGAGGAUGUCAGUAAGGUAAGGAAAACCAUGAGGGAACAGAACGUGAGGAAAGAGCCUGGAGUUAGCUGGGUGGAGCUGAAGGGUCAGAUUCACCAAUUCUGCACAGGAGAUAAAUCCCAUUCAAGGCAAAGGGAGAUUGAUGAAUGCUUGGAAGAAAUGAUGACCAAGAUCAGACAAUGUGGAUAUGCACCGGACAUGAGCAUGGUUUUCCAUGACAUGGAGGAUGAGGAGAAAGAAGUUAGUUUGGCGCACCACAGUGAGAAGUUGGCUAUAGCAUUUGCUUUCCUGAGCUUACCUGAAGGAGUUCCUAUUCGGGUUAUGAAGAAUCUACGUGUAUGUGAUGAUUGCCAUGUAGCUAUUAAGUUGAUGUCUAAAGUGACUGGACGGGAGAUUGUGGUCCGAGAUGGACUGCAACCUGUCCCACACGCUAUAUUGGAGUGGCCCGGUGUGGGAGUUGGAGUCUGGCAGGAGUGCAGGUUAGACAAGAUGAAGCUCGGCGCCACAUAUGAGGAGUAUCUCCGGGCAGAGCAGGACAAAUUCCUAGGACAAUGCUCCCAUGUAGAAUACAAAUGCCUGAAGAAGAUACAUGGUUCUGUGAGUGGCAGAGAUUUCAAGAGCAAGAUACAAACUGAGCAUAUUGAACUGUUGCAGUCACCUUGGCUGAUAGAGCUUGGUUCUUUCCAUCUCAACUGUGAUGAUUCAGAUGCUGAUGAACCUGGAGCUGGAGGGUUCUUCAAGAAUUUUUCCUGUGACCUGAGUGGAGCACAGCCACUACUGACAAUGACCAUUUCUGAAACUCUGAAGUAUGAGUACAGCCUAACUUGUCCGAUUUGCUUGGACACUUUGUUCAACCCUUACGCACUUAGCUGUGGGCAUCUGUUCUGUAAAGCCUGUGCAUGUGGUGCUGCUUCUGUGUACAUCUUCCAGGGUGUCAAGUCGGCACCUCCAGAGGCCAAGUGCCCUGUAUGCCGAGCGGGACAAAGAUUACUUUCCGCGGCGCGGAGACUGCGCGAAGAGCUGGUGAAGCAGUCCAAAGAAUACUGGGACUCACAGGCAUGGCAAUGCUAUCGAUGGGGAUUUGAAAGCUACAAUGUUUUUACUGUUGUAACAUUAAUGUUAUCAAUAGUCACCAAGAUGGCCAUCAAAGCUGAAGGUUAUCUGGCUAAUUAUAUCUGA